Brassica rapa (field mustard) is the source of this 813-nucleotide messenger RNA. RefSeq names its product late embryogenesis abundant protein. The record is from RefSeq and is a predicted model, not a curated record. Gene Ontology annotation, cellular component: cytosol. Lineage: Eukaryota; Viridiplantae; Streptophyta; Magnoliopsida; Brassicales; Brassicaceae. Gene Ontology annotation, biological process: cold acclimation; response to abscisic acid; response to water deprivation.
CAUAUGUAUUUUGUGAAUAUUUUAAAUAUUCUACACAAGAAAAUGAUUUAUGUCGAGAUGAGUAGGCUCGUAUAAGAACACACAUGUGUGCGUACGAGGCAAUAACCUACGCAUCUUCGUUCGCUAUAUUGCAGCACGUGUCCCGACCAUGCACAUGAAUACAUACAUAUACACAGAGCGCUUCCUUCAAACACGCAUAUGUCUAUGCCGGCAACGUUUGACUGAGAGCUGAUAAGAAUCUUGUUAGUUAGAAUGGCGGAUAUAAGAGACGAAAGAGGAAACUCAAUCUACCUAACGGACGAACAAGGCAAGCCAGCUCAGCUCGUGGACGAGUUUGGAAACGCGAUGCAUCUGACAGGUGUUGCAACCACCGUCCCUCACCUGAAGGAGAGCAGCUACACUGGUCCACAUCCGAUCACCGCCCCGAUCACGACCACCGAUACUCCUCACCACGCACAACCUAUCUCCGUGUCUCACAACCCUCUUGAAAACAUAGGCAUUUCUUCCUCCAACUCGAUGGAUGAAUAUGGUAAAGGAUCACGACAAGGAGCUAAUGUAACGGAUGAAACUAAAUCAAAGGUAGAGGGGCACGAUCCAUCAACUGCAACAGUGAGCGGAUCAGGAUCAGAAGAAGCUCACGAGAAGAAGGGGUUCCUUAAGAAGAUUAAGGAGAAAAUUUCCGGCAACCAUAACGAUCCGUAAAACUAUUAUCACUCUGUUUAUGAAACUAUAAAGUCACAAUUACAUUGUAUUGUUAGAACUUUUGGGUUGCUUCUCUCUAGCUUGUUUGCAAAUAAAGUAGGGGGUAAAAUA